GGACCCCUGUGGUCUUUGCCGAUCUCGACGAAGAUAAGCCACAUCAAGAAGUCGCUCCGCAUCGAGGACAGCGACAAACAAAGCUUCGGGCCUCGCCAAAAACUACGUCGGGCCACUCGGUGCCCGCCCGCUCUGGCUCUCGACCAAUUGUCACUCCGACGCCACCAGAUCCUUUGUCUGCUGACGCCCACAGGGCGCAAAAUAAUCGCGCCGAGUCGCAUCUCAUACUUCGAUGACACAGGUCAGUCGACCAUUUCACGGAGCAUUGGCGCUAUGGCACUCAGAACAGCGACAAGACAAAGGCGACCAUUAUUGGUGUCCUGUGCGUCGUCGCGGCCUUGCUUCGGCGAUCAGCUCCUUUCCGCCGAAAGCACACCAGAAGACCCAACCCUUGCACGACGUGAUGCCAAGUCUCACAACAUCAACCCAUCCGUGCUGAUUCUAGAUUCGCACCCUUAUCCCCUUGACCAGCACAAUCUUUGCUUGUCCUCCGAUUGUGUUGCUCCCGCUCGUGCCCUCGCUUCCCCUCAGUUGCCACCAGAAGGCAGCGACGAAAACCCCACAACCUUUCUUGAUGCGCUUGAAUCCGUCUGCGCCCGGUUCGGCCGUGCAGGCCUCGACGGUCCAUGCUGUCGCUGGACGUGAAACGGCGAUUGAUGGCCAGACGAUCUCCGGAUUGAGAGCCCGACCCCGCAGCGAUGCUCAGGUCGUACUCGUCAGCCCACACAAGAUCAGCAUC
Molecule: messenger RNA, 739 nt
Organism: Jaminaea rosea
Lineage: Eukaryota; Fungi; Basidiomycota; Exobasidiomycetes; Microstromatales
Exons: 1
Coding region: 274-645 (123 amino acids)
Source: RefSeq, a predicted model, not a curated record